CUGACUCCCCAGCAUACGCGUCAGACUUCAGUUGGAAGGACAUACUUUCUUGUCGUAUGCACUGCAAUACCGCUACAAAGAUCUGGUCUUUCUGGUCUAGGCAGUUAAUCAUACUGUUCAAUGAGUUACAUGGUUCUCAGUUUAUUAACUGUAAUAACUCUACUUUUGAAAGUGUUGAACGAAAGAGAAAAUUGAAGUCUUUGAGACGCUCGGGUCUUGGUAGUGGAACUUACGUUCACUUGAAGUCUCUGCUGGGCGUGGAACCAACUACAUAGCUGUACAAUGUCUGAAUCAUUCGCCAGCACUGAGUCGGGGGACCAACACUCGCGGGUGAACAGCCGCCCCAAACCGGGCUUCCUGGAGCGGCUGAGUGAGACGGCUGGCGGAAUGGUGGUUGGACUUGGAUUGUUUGCGCUCUCCUUCUACGUAUUGUUCACCAAUGAGGGCAGAGCACUGCGUACCGCAGCAUCACUAGAUGAAGGUCUGUCUCAGGUGGUCUCCCUUCACCAUUACUCAGGCUUAGACCUUCAGAACAACAAUCACUUGGUCCACCUGUCGGCGAAAUUACGCACCACACAGCCUCUCCAUGACCCAAACUACAGAGUGGCCUUGCAGGCGGUGAAGCUGAAGCGCCAGGUAGAGAUGUACCAGUGGGUGGAGUCCCAGGAGAGCAGGGAUUAUGUGGAGGAUGGUGAGCAGAAGAGUGAGACAACCUACACCUACAAUACAGAGUGGAAGUCAGAAGUCAUCAACAGCCGGAACUUUGAUAAAGAAAUUGGCCAUAUGAAUCCCAGUGCCAUGGCAGUGGAGAGUGUUACUGUGGUGGCACCAGACGUAUGGGUGGGACCAUUCUUGCUCUCCAAAGGUUUGGUGGAUCAGAUAAAUAACUUUAAGAGUCUAAUGGGACUGCCACAGUCUCACAUCGACCCCUUCCUCACUGUGGAUGAAGACUACUUCUACCACACCCCUACCCCACGCCGCCCAGAAGUGGGAGAUGUCCGUGUGAGCUUCUCAUAUGCUGGGCUCAGUGGAGAGGGCUCCUGGCCAGGACCUGCCCAAAUUGUGAGUGUUGUGGCCAAGCAAAUGGGAGAGCAGCUGAUGCCUUACAAAACCAAGUCAGGUGUUGCUCUGGAGCUCCUCUAUAUGGAAGAACUUACAGCAGAGGAGGUGUUUGCACGUGAGCAUCAGCACAACGCCAUGAUGACCUGGGCUCUGAGGGUCGGAGGCUGGGCACUCAUGUUCCUGGGUGUCAGCUUGACCGUGCGCAUCGUCUACACACUGGUGGACUGGGUUCCUAUUCUCAGGGAGCUGGUGUCUUUGGGGCUGAAGCUGUUUGCUUUGUGCAUCUCAAGCUCCUUGUCCCUGCUGACCAUCGCUGCUGGCUGGCUCUUCUACCGCCCCCUGGUGGCCAUUCUGUUAUGUGCACUGGCAUUGCUCCCAAUUCUCCUCGCCCGAUCACGGGCCCCCGCCAAAAAACACCAAUGACGUCUGACCCAAGAGUCAUUCUGACAUCUCUUAUGGCUUGUGUUCUCACUGGAUGUGCUUUAUCUCCAUUCACAAACUCUGAGGAAUGAAGUGUGUGUGUUUUUUUUUGCAGUGCAGUCACAUCACCAGGGUUUCAAAGCAUGGGCUUUGACUUGAGUAUAAUUUAAUUGAAGUGUGGCAGCAAAUGCAACUGUCCAGAUGAUUUACAUAUUAUGUACGUUGCUGGCACAAUUUGCUGUCUUUACAAAUCAGCAGGGUUUCUGUGGUUUUUAAAAGUACAGAAGAUUUUAGUUACUAUUCUGUAUAGUUAUUUUGAGGGUUCACUCACAGCAGGUAGAAUUAAUGUUCAUACAUUUGAGUGAGUUUGCUUGUUUAUACAUAUUACAACAAUUCAAUAUUUCAUCAAUGUGGUACAUACAUGCAGCAAGCUUAUAGAAAACACAAAGUUGAUGAGAUCAUUUAUGUCUGUCCAAAGACAACACAGUGCUAUUAUUUUAAGUUCUGCUGCAUGAGUUGCAUGUGCGGCUUGGGUCUAGCAGUAUCAUAGCAGGCCAAUCCACAGUGAAAGAAUCAGGGGAUAGUAUAUUUUGUAUCUUACAAAUGAUUGUGAGAUAUUUGUGAAGUUUCACAUUCAGAUACUCGAUGUUGCCAAAGAAUGGCCAGAGGAGCAUAAACACAUCCAUGCAGUGAAGAGGGUCAGGGUCAGUGAUGAGUCAAAGGUGAUUUUGUAAAGGACCGUGAUGUCCGUUUUCGUAGUCCCAUAUUUGAUGCACUGAUUAAUUGGCAAAACAUUUUUUUGAUUUUUUUCAUGCUCAUCACUUCCUGCCUGCAUAAAAGGUUUAUGUAGAAUGUAUGAUUGCUGGAUUUGGAUGUCUGGUAGAAGUUGUUUAAUAAGUAUUUUCUGAUUUUUUUUUUUCUCUUCUAAGUUCUGUCUUUGUUUUUUGUUCUGUCUUGUUUUUUGUACAAAAAUAUUGAACUGUCAAAAUACAUGUACAUCACUCAAUACCAAAUUAUAUUUUGAAGAAUGGAAUUACAUUCAAUAAAAUAUUCAGUUUGUGACA
This is a messenger RNA of Clupea harengus (Atlantic herring), 2546 nucleotides long. It is a transcript of the gene tmem43, whose product is annotated as transmembrane protein 43. The record is from RefSeq and is a predicted model, not a curated record. Gene Ontology annotation, cellular component: nuclear inner membrane. NCBI's taxonomy places the organism in Eukaryota, Metazoa, Chordata, Actinopteri, Clupeiformes, Clupeidae. Gene Ontology annotation, biological process: lipid metabolic process; nuclear membrane organization.